Trichoderma aggressivum f. europaeum is the source of this 1947-nucleotide messenger RNA. Its product is annotated as transcriptional regulator family: Fungal Specific TF. The coding region runs from base 1 to 1947 and encodes 648 amino acids. Lineage: Eukaryota; Fungi; Ascomycota; Sordariomycetes; Hypocreales; Hypocreaceae. Gene Ontology annotation, molecular function: DNA binding; zinc ion binding. The record is from RefSeq and is a predicted model, not a curated record. The transcript has 5 exons. Gene Ontology annotation, biological process: DNA-templated transcription.
AUGGCACAGACAGAAGUAAAGAGUGAUCACACACCAUCCUCAUCGUCUAGUCCGCCGUCUAGGACAACCACGACACCAUCCACAAUACCGGUCUUUCAGCAGGAUGAUUCAGACUCUCACACCGAGGCCUCAAAACACAACUUCACCUUCACUGAUGGCACCAUCGAUCCAAGCCAAAUUGGACGGCGACCUAGCCUCGAUAGUGUUGGCAACCCUUGGGGGCUUGACUACGACAAAACCACCAUCUUCGGGUUGCAGCCACCUGCGCGUUCCGUACCUUACACCAACUACUAUUUUGUCGAUCCCGGCUACCUCAAUCAACUCAGCCAUACCGAUGUCAAGUACCUGACAGAAAAAGGCUGUCUCUCCUUGCCCUCAGACACGUUAUUGGAAGAAUUCUUUCAUCAAUACUUCUCACAUGUUCACCCCAUCAUCCCUCUGCUCAGCGAGGCAGAAUUCUGGGCAGCAGAAGCUCGCAUUCCCCUUCUCUUGAUUCGGGCCAUACUAUUCAUCUCAUCUCCCUAUGUUUCGCCGUCAACACUGCUCAGCCUUGGAUAUAGCAGCGUGCAAUCGGCUCACACCGAGCUUUACACAUUAGCAAAGACAAUGAUGCAGUUCGAUAUCCACAGAAACAAUGUUGUCAAUGCCCAGGUAGCCGUCAUGCUAACCUACCACUCGCCUGCGCCAAGCGACACGACAAACACACACUGGAUGGUAAACGCAGUUCACUACGCUCGAUGUGCUCGAGCGGAUCAGUACUACACCCUCGGUGACGACAACCCCUCAAAGCUCAUCCUCAAACGACUCUGGUGGGCCUGCAUAUUGCGAGACAGGGUCAUGUCUUUGAGCUUACGACGACCGUUAAACAUUGGAUGCGACGAAUUCGACUUUAGUCUCCCAGGACUCAGCCUCGCCGACUUCUCGGAUGAGCUAGGGGUCUCCACGGUAUACGAUAGGCCGACGAAGCAGAUUUUGGCGCACAUGAUGUCGGCAUUUUGCGAACUCAUCAUUCCGUUGAACAAGGCUCUUGUUAUUCUCUACCCUGCAUCCGGCCUCAAGAUUGUUAACUCAGAUGCGGAUGUUCAGAAGGAAUCUGAUGCUUGCGUUGAAACUCUCCAGUUGUUGGAUGUUUGGUACCGCAAAACAAAGGAACGAUUCGAAAUUUCCACGCCAUCAAUCGGCAUCCACAAGGCAUUGACAAUGUUUACCAAGAUGACGUUUAUCUACUACUAUUCUGCGAGAGCAAGUUUGUGCUAUCACAUGAUGUUAUUAUCCGUAUCCAAUCCUAGUCAUGCUUCCGAUGCACAGGAGAAUGAUUUGCAAGUGCAAGCAGAAAUGGACUCUGCCUUGAAGGGCAUUACCGGAGUCUUCAUGCAUUUGGCUCGUCUAGGCCUUGUUCAGUACUUGCCAAACACAUUCGUCACCUUCUCCGCCAUUCCGCUUAUAUGGCAAGUUUUGGACGCAAAAAUACUCAAUACCGGAACUCUCGCCGCAGACAACAAGCGUGACCUAAUGGUCUACACAAACGUCAUGAACAAGUUCCGAAGCCUCCACGAAAACGCCAACAACGUCCUCAAAUUCAUCAAACAAAUCAUCGCGCACAUCCAAACAACGGAAUCCGUCGAGAUUGCCCAACAGGAGCAGCUGACAGACACAUGCUUCCCUCCCGAGCUUCUAUCCAGCUUCCCACCCGGGGGGAAGACCCAGGAGAGGGAUAAGGAGCCGAAAAAUAAAUGGGCUCAAUUGUUUGCCGGAAAACCGCGGACCUACCUUCGAAUAGCGUUGACAAUUCAGCAUUCUCUUUCGAGCGGUCACUUUCCCUCGGAAGAAGACUUUCCCAAAGCUCUGCAGAUGGUCAGUUUUGCGGAGGAUACGAUGGAUAAUGGAGUUGAUGUUGGGCUGUACAAGUAUUUGCAGCACAUGGAGGAUUUUUUGCUGUCUGCGUGA